Molecule: messenger RNA, 1347 nt
Organism: Arthroderma uncinatum
Lineage: Eukaryota; Fungi; Ascomycota; Eurotiomycetes; Onygenales; Arthrodermataceae
Exons: 3
Coding region: 1-1347 (448 amino acids)
Biological process (GO): transmembrane transport
Cellular component (GO): membrane
Molecular function (GO): transmembrane transporter activity
Source: RefSeq, a predicted model, not a curated record
AUGGAAGAUGCGGAGCUAGACGUCAUGAAUACAGAACAGGAUGAUCCCCUCUUGCAGUCAGACGAGGAGGUCGGCGAUGAACCGAUACCGAACCCGUCUGAGCCAGUGACUGUGAGAAGGAAGAUAAAUCAAACCAAAUUCAUCGUCCUGUGCAUCAUUGUUUUAUUCGCGCUAGAAUUUGCCGCAUUUUUCGAUUUCAUACCGCAAACCCGCAUCUUUGAAGUGAUUACCUGUCGCAACUACUUCGAUAAACACCAUCCGGAUCGCUUCCCAUAUCCGCAAGAUAUCCCAGAGUCGGAAUGCAAAAUAAAAGCUGUCCAAAGCGAGAUAGCGUAUGUACAGGCGUUGGCUGCGAGUUUCGACGCACUUCCUACCGACGUGGUUGAUGAAGUGAAUCGGUCGACCGUCUAUUUUCAGACAUCCUUAACUGUCGUGGUCGCUCAACUUCUUGCACCGUCUAUUGGAUCGGCUAUGAUGAUGAAAUUUGGCCCGUGGCUACCUUAUUACUUUGGGACGGCGUUUUUUACCAUCUGCUGUCCUCUAAUAUUACUGCUACCGGAAACCAUUCCCUUACAGAUUGAGAGGCCUGUCGUUGAUCAUUCAGAACCUGCAUUUAUGGACGAUAACAUCUCUGGGCAUGAUCCUCACGACGUACACGGGAAGUUCGCUCGCGCUUCCCUUGGAGCCAAGUUAAGGACCCUCUUUUCAACAGCAUGGAAAGAAUCGAAAUCUGUUCUUAACAACCGUACUGUCCUACUCAUCCUCUCCACGUUCCUUCUUUCAACGCUGGGCCGAAAACAGAUCGAUCUGCUAUUGCUAUACGCAUCGACACGGUAUGACACCACCAUAUCGAAAGCCGGCUUCGUUCACUCCUUUAUGGCCUGCGUCAGCAUCGUUCUCCUAUUGCUUGUUCUACCUAUCUCGUCCAGCUUCCUCUCAAACACUCUCGGUUUAUCCAGCAACAUGAAAGAUUUAUGGCUUUCCAAAAUAAGUGUUGUGUUCCUCACGAUAGGUAGUUUUGCCAUCGGCUUCUCCCCAACAUUCGUCAUCAUGGUUUGCGCAGUGACAAUCUAUACACUCGGCUGUGGCUUCAACGCGGUAUGCCUUAGCCUGGUUUCUUCUUUUGUCGACCCAAAAUAUGGUGCAAGGCUAUACUCCAUUAUUUCUCUUAUCAUUAUGUUUGGAACGCUUCUCGGUGGUCCAUUUUUGGCGGGAUUGUUCAACUUGGGAUUGAACCUGGGUUCACCUGCAUGGACUGGAUUACCGUUCUUUGGUUCAGGCGUGGUUCAUAUAUUCAUCGUUAUAUCCGUUUGGUAUAUUCGACUACCUUCCUUACAACUAGCGUAG